Molecule: messenger RNA, 6303 nt
Organism: Symbiodinium necroappetens
Lineage: Eukaryota; Dinophyceae; Suessiales; Symbiodiniaceae
Source: the annotation of a GenBank genome assembly
GCCAUCGCAGUUUUCCCCGUGACCCUCGAUUUUGCCAUAAGCUUUCUUAAGCCCCUCGCCGCCAGCAAGCAGAGCAGCGCCAUCAGAGAGACAUUGGAAACCUUCAAUUUUCUUCAGCAUGUUGUGGGGAUGAAGGUGGAGCCUGGCAUCUCUGCCAACCCGUGGAUCAAGGGUGCUGUGCGAGGGGCCAACAUAAGGACGUCGGACCCCCGCAGGUCGAGGGUCCUCACAACGUCCGAGGUGCUUCUCCUUGAGACAGCCCUCAUCGAAGGGCAUCAUGACCGUGUGGAUCGGUGUGCCAUCGGUGCUUUCUUGUUUCAGCUCUAUGCGAGGGCGAGGGUCUCAGAUCUUCGCAACAUUUCCAAGCUAGAACUUGACCUGAACGACGGUUCCGGCUUCAUCGAGGUUCGCACUUACGAGCACAAGAAUUCUAGGCUUGGCAGCGGAGCUGGAGCUGUACUGAUUUUGGUUGCGCCAUAUCAUGGGCUUCACGUCCAACCAUGGGGGCAAGCGUGGGUGCAGGCUGCCGCGGCCGUGGGUUUCGCCUUUGAUAAAGGGCAUCGGGGGCCGAUCCUCCCGAGGCUGUCGAGCGACUACAGUUGGAGUGGAGAUGCGACCGAUGCCAACGAGACCACUCGAUGGUGUCGUGGGAUUCUUGCCCAGCUCACCGGGGGUCCCAUCGAUGAGACUUUCUCGAGUCACGGCCUGAAGGCUACCCCUCUCAGCUGGACAUCGAAAGCGGGAUACCCAGAGCGCACCCAGCUGAUUCUAGGGCAUCAUUCGCUGGGGGCCACAGGAAAGACUCAGGAGUCCUAUGCCCGUGAAGUCCAGGCGCAGCCGCUACGCGACCUGGUAGAGUGCAUCGCUGCAAUCCGGCGGGGUCUGUUCCACCCAGACCGGACGCGCAGCGGUAUGGUGACUCAAGGCGCUCUGGGAUCUCAUUUCAAGUUCGGUGGGACUGGUGCACACGACUUCGUGUGUGCUCCUCCCUCUGACUCAGCCCAGUCUAGUGCAGUUGAGCCCGCACCGGCAGAGGCCCCGCAGAGUUCCCCGCGUGAGGAAGCGGGGUCGCCCACCAAGGAUGGGGAAGCUUCUUCGGGAUGCCCGGAUGACGCGGCUGAGCCUCAGAGCGAAGAGUCUGAGAGUUCAGGGGAUUCCGAAGGGGACAUCGUCUAUGAAAAUUUUGGCAAAGGGAUCGCGCAGGAUGUGAUCCCUGAGGUGAAUAUGGGCCCAGAUCUUGAAAUCUUCCAAAACCCGAAAACCAAGAGCUUGCAUGCGCGAGCGAAGGGCUCGACUGGGAAGCUGAUCUGUGGCCGAUCACUUGACAGCAUGAAGACCUUUCAAGGAAAGAUCUUCAGUCACCGUUGGAUGUGCAAACAAUGCAUUGCAGGGCGUCCUGUGCGAGACAUAGGAGCCCUUAACUCUUUCCUGGCUAAGAAGCAGGGAAGGUCGGUCCAGUGGAACCGGGCAUCCCUGGUGAAUGGCACCAGGGCCGUUGAGCUGACAGUCGUGGGCAAGGACUGCGGCACCAUGGCACAGACUUUGGUUGAAUCCAAAGCCGUUUUCCUUGAGCGUGCGAGCCGGGUCGGGUUCCCCGAUGAGGCUGUCCGAAGGCUUGUGGAUCAGGGCAUCGACACGAUGUCGAAGCUUGCGUUCGCUCCGUGUCAGCCAGGCGAGACCCCGUCUGAGGAGUCGUUGACUGGUCUGAUUCAUACCGAAGGAGCGGAACCGUCAAGGGGCUCGAUUGCGGCCGUUCGCCAUUUGGUUUUUGAAGCACAGACAUUAGUUGUGAGCCAGACCAAAGCCCUGGUCGAAAACCGGGAAGCAGAAACCAAAGAUCUUGCGCCGGCUGAGCGCAGGGAGAGGAUAAGGACCCAAUCGCAACGAUUGGCAGGCAUCACCAUGUCCGGUCAGAGUGAGUGCAGUUUCGCAUCAUACGACUUAUGUAUGAAAUUGAUCACCGAGAACUGUGUUUCUUACCUGGCGCCGUCGAAAUUCAUCGCGCGCGAGGCUGAGCUGCGUGCUGACAAACCUCGCAAAGAGCUGGACCUCCAGCACUCGACUCUCAUCGUCAAAGAGAGAGUCCAGGCCUUUGUGGAUUUUCUCAUGGCACAUCUGCAUCAGGAGCCUGCCGCUGGCAGUCGUGCUACUACAGUCCAACAGAUCCUGUUGGCCGACCGGGCUGCCUGGCUUCGCCUCUCAGAGCUCACGCCCGAUGGGAUCAGGCGCGAUGAAGCCGGCCGGCUUCCGCUUGACCCGCUGUGGAAACGCCUCGAGACAGACCCAAAGGUCAUCUUUCACCUUCUUCCCCGUGAAGGUAGCACCACUAGUCCCGCUAAGCGUUCCAGUGAGCAUCUGGGGGAUUCCGAGACCCCCUCACCAGGCAAGAAGCAGCGCAAAGGUAAGGGUAAAGGCAAAACUAAGACCCACAAGGAGCCUGCCAACCUGCCCGAGGAUGCCAUGGAUGCCGCCGGAGUGGCCUUGGAGGCUGCCCCCGCCCCUGCGUCUGCCGCACCCCCCCCUGGCACAGGUCAGCAGCUGUCCAGCUUUUUCUGUGUUGAAGUUUUCGCGGGCUCGGGCAGGCUUUCCGCAGAGUUGAAAUCUUCAGGUUUUCGAGAUAGUGUUGGGGUCGAUCACGUCGUUCCCAAGCACAUUGUCUCCCCGAUUGUCAAGCUUGAUCUUCUGGAGCCGGCUUCUGUACAGAUGCUCUUUGACAUGAUCGAUUCUCCGUUUUGCAUAUAUGUGCACCUAGCGCCACCCUGUGGCACGGCCAGCCGGGCUCGUGAGAUACCUGGCCAGUGCAUGCCUCAGCCCGCCCGUUCCGAAGCACACCCCGACGGGCUACCCACCCUGCAAGGCUCCCUUCUUGACCGAGUGCGCAAAGCCAACCAAUUGUAUGGUCUAGCCGGUCGCAUUUUUGCCCACUGCAUGCGCGCAGGCAAGCUGGUUUCAUGCGAGAACCCAGCCAACUCGCACUUCUGGAACACAUCCUUCUGGUGCCAGGAGACUGAUCAGCUGCCUUGGCAUGAUACGGUUUUCCACCAUUGCCAACACGGUGGUCAGCGUGCCAAACUCACCCGCCUGCGCCACAACAUCCCGUUGAUGUCUGAGCUCGCCCUUCUUUGCCCGGGCGAGUCUUCUGAGCAUCGCCAUCUCCCCUGGACUCGCGGCCCUCAAGGUUUUGCCACUGCCGACGAGAAGGUCUACCCGCUGGUGUUGUGCCGCCGCAUGGCCGACAUUGUUCGGCGAUCUGCCGCUGCCCUUGGCAUUCAAUUGCCCCCGCUUGCUCUGGAACCCGGCGCCUCCUCUCCUGCCCAUGAGGCGCAAGCUGCCGCUGGUCACCAGCCUGCUGGCAAGAAGCUGCCGCCCCUUGUACCCGAGUUCCGCCAGGUUCUCGUGCUUCAGUCCCCUCGCCCUCUUCUUGUGGGCGUGCGCAAACUUGACACAACCUUCGACAUCCCAACGGAUGUCUCCUGCACUUCGGCUGUUAAGACCUUGCCUGCCGGUACCCGUGUCCUCAGGCACAGCGUCGUGGGGCAUCCCGGUGCCGCUGAGGACCCGUGCCCUGAUGUCGGACCGAGCCAUGACCCUCCUGAGAUGGGGCCCGAGGAAUUUUCGCACUACGGCCUGCAACUCGGCACUACUGCUACCGACUCCUCCUGGCGUGAGAGCAUAAGCCACUUGUGUGAUCUCCUCCGAUCCGACCCCUUGGCCAGAGGAGGAUUGGGCUGUGACGAGUUCUCUUGGACGUGCGGGGCCUACACGCACGCCAAUGUUGUGGGCCUCCGGAAGAACACUGCCUCGCACCCCAACGUGUGCAGGUUCCUGUGCGAGUAUGUUCGGAGGGUCGCGCCCGGCCACCCGUUCACAUCCAUCAUGCUAGGCAGAAACCUUCAGGGUGAUGUUCACAUCGACAAGAACAAUGCCGUGGGGCUGCCCAAUGCUGUGCUCAAGAUAUCCGCCUUCAACAAAGGAGGCAUCUGGAUAGAGAGUCCGGGAGGGACAGUCAAGUGCCCUUCCCCCAAUCAUCCCGAUGCCCUGGGAGAGGUCAUCGACUUUUGCGAUAACAGAAUUUUCUUCAGUCCAGACUGUAGGCACUGCCAAGCCCCGUGGGAAGGGGGACCUCGAAUAGUGUUGGUUGCCUAUACCAUCCGCAACUUCGAGAAGUUGGGGACGGAACACGUGGGUCGCCUUUCGGAGCUUGGUUUCUGUUUGCCUGCUACUGAAGCGCCGGCCUCCGCGAGCAACGUGGGUUUCCCAGUGCACACAACCACUCCUGUCCCUACCCCUUCGGGUCUAGGUCCUCCCUCUUGCCCUAAGGAUCCGCUUGGCAAGGAGUCGGACAGGUUCCAUAGGGUGGUGGUAGGCAUCCCGUGGACCCCCGAGGAGUUCAUAGACCGAGCAGUCCAGGCCAAACACCCCAGGCACAUCCUGGAUGGAAUCCCGGAAGAGACCAAACGCGCCGUGGAUCAACUAGCGGGUCUCUCCCUCGGCGAGAUCGGGGCCCAUCGCACCGAGGCUCUCAGGAAGUGGAUUGGCCGUGCUCGAGAGCUCGAAGGGCAGGAGGAAGCGAACCGUGAGACCAUGCCCCAACAUUGUGCCGAGGUGCUGGGUCGGAAGCGCCUGGUUCUCUUCGAGGAGAUGCUGGGCGAAUGCGGCCACGAGGACGUCUCGAUUGCACGGGACAUCAGCCAGGGUUUUGAUCUCAGCGGCGCCAUCCCUAGGAACCCAGCUUUCCGCGCAAAGCGCUCGACGGCUUCUCUUCCCGAGUCUGAGUUGCGCCGCCAUGCAGCAGUGACACGGGAGGCAACUCUCCUGGCCACCAAGAGUUCGGGUGACCUGGAGCUUGACCUCGCUCUCUGGGAGGCUACUCAGAAGGAGGUAGAUCGGGGGUGGUUGCGUGGACCGGUCAACCCCCGGUCCCUAGACCCGGGGGCGGUCAUCUCGCGGCGUUUUGGGAUAUGGCAAGGAGACAAAUGCACUUCGGGGGUCAAUGCUACCACGUCAGCGGAGGACUCGGUUACCGUUCAUUCGGCGGACACCAUCGCCGCAUCCAUCGCCUACAGGCUGAAGGUGGACGACAAAUGCCGGCGGUACGGUGGGCUCGAGAUGAAAUCUUAUGACCUUCACAAGGCCUACAAGAAUCUCCCUUUGAGUACCGAGGCGGUAGAAAUCGCUUAUCUGUCGGUGUACAACCCUCACAAGAAGACUGCUGAAGUCUUUGAGCAGUGCGUGCUGCCCUUCGGGGCGCGCGCAUCUGUGCACUCAUUUUGCAGGACAUCGCUUGGGAUAUGGAAUGCAGGGGUCCAGAUUUUACUCCUGACUUGGUCGGUAUAUUAUGAUGACUUUGUGAGUUGCGAGGUCCCGCCACUCACGAGGAUUUCCGACUUGUGCGCGGAGUCUCUGUUCCGCCUGCUGCAGUGGGACACGUCGCCGGACAAGCCCACAACCUUCGGAAGCAUCGCCAAGGUCCUGGGCCUAGAGUUCGAUUUGGGCGACACGCGCCUUGGACGGUUCUACAUGCGGAACACGGCCAGCAGGCGUGAUGAACUCCGCGGCAACAUUAGCAGUAUCCUCGAGCAAGGGAGCCUACCAAGGAAGGAGUGCGAGAGACUUCGGGGAAGGCUUCAGUUUGCAUCCAACCAGAUUGCGGGAAAGAGGGCCGGCAGGGCCUUCAAAGCUUUGACGAAGCAUCUUGUCAGCAACCGAUCGGCGGUGGGUGAUGACUUAAGAAUCGCCUUGCUUUUCCUGCGUGACUCUUUUCUGGACGGACCACCGAGAUCCUUGAAUGCAAACAUCCUUCACGUUUGGCACGUCUAUGUGGACGCUUCGUGUGACGACAACAAGGUCGGCUUGGGAGGCGUACUUGUAUCAGAGCAAGGAUCCAAGGUUGCAUACUUCAGCGAGUGGGCUGCCGACGAGAUGAAGGCUAUCGUCGCUCCUACUAGCAAGAAUCCGAUCUUCGAGUUCGAGUGCCUCGCCGUCUUGCUUGCUAUCAGAACGUGGUCGGGCUUGAUCAGUGGCUGCAAUUUGGUAAUCUUCUCCGACAACGAGGGAACGAAAGCCUGUCUUGUCAAGGGGUCAUCCGACAACGAGGUGGGCAUGGCCAUCGUCGAUAGCGUCCAUAGAUCACUAGACGAGAUGGGUUGCAACGCUUGGUUCGAAAGGGUGAACACCGCUUCGAACAUCUCGGACGGACCAUCGAGGGGUGAACAGUCAGAAAGCCUGGGAGUACGUUUCGUGACAGAUGCAACUUCAGUCGCGCGAUCAGCGCUGGUUCCUUGGGGUAGCGUCAACGCAUGA